This is a messenger RNA of Spirometra erinaceieuropaei, 3840 nucleotides long. Lineage: Eukaryota; Metazoa; Platyhelminthes; Cestoda; Diphyllobothriidea; Diphyllobothriidae. The record is from the annotation of a GenBank genome assembly.
AUGUCUUCCUCAACUCAACAACCUGACGUUCCUGCCGAGUCUGUUCAUACCGUCCAUUUCACUUUGCCUGAUUUCUGGCAACACGCCCCCGGACUUUAUUUUAUCUGCAUUGACUCAGCCUUUUACUACGCCAAAAUUACGAAGGAGUUGUCGAAAUACCACAAACUUGUGGAGGUUCUCCCUGCCAAUAUUAUCUCACAAGUUCAACCCUUCUUAGUGAAACCCCCUUCAGACGCUCCCUAUUCUGCUCUGAAGGCGGAAAUCCUUCGUCUCACUGCUGUAUCUGACCGACAACGCUACCACCAGUUGAUCAAGGAGGAAUCACUGGUCGACCGGAAGCCCUCAGAACUUCUCCGACGAAUGCGUACUCUCUUAGGAGACAUGCAGGUCGACGAGAAACUCGUUAAAAAGAUGUUUCUAAAGCGGCUGCCUGCAGAUGUCCAAACGAUUUUGGCAUCCGGCUCGCAAGACCUUACACUUUCACAUCUUGCUGAAAUGGCAGACCGAAUGAUAGAGAUUCAACGGCUCCAGCCACCUUCCGUUGCUCAGAUUUCCACAUCUUCUUCAACGGUUAACGAGCAGUUACUGAAACAGAUGUAGGCUAUGGCGAAUGAGAUAGCCUCCCUAAAACUACAGCUUGCUCGCAUUACCUGUAGUCGCUCACCCAGCCGUCAUCGUUCACGUUCGCGACCUCGCACAGCCAAUUUGUGUUGGUAUCACGCAAACUUUGCCGUCAAGGCUCGCAAAUGUUCUUCCCCUUGUUCAUUUAAACCGAAACAAGGAAACCAGCCAGCCAGAGAAUAGACGCGACCGUUUUCUCUGGCUCUCCCAGCUCUGGUCGCACCUUUUAUGUCUGCGACAAUGUGACUCGCAGGCGUUUCCUGUUGGACACCGGAGCCCAGAUCAGCGUGGUUCCCCCCAAUCCAGUUGACCGCCGCUCUCCCAGCCCUGGUCUACAUCUCCAAGCUGCAAACUGUUCCUUCAUUUCCACUUUUGGUAGUCGUUCCCUAACGCUAAACAUUGGUUUACGUCGAUCAUUCUCCUGGAUAUUUGUGAUUGCCGAUGUGCCUCAUGCGAUCCUUGGUUCCGACUUCCUAGCCGAGUUUGAUCUCCUUGUUGACUGUCCGCGUUUCUGUCUCCUCGACCGCACAACUGGUCUUUCUGUCCGCGGUCUUACACCCUUUGAUGACUCCUGCAAUUUAUCUGUUCUGGACAUAGGUAUUGCUUGGCCAUACCAAGACCUGCUCCUCCAACACCCCAACAUAAUCAAACCCCAGUUUCGCAGUGGUGAGAUACAGUACGACGUUGUCCACCACAUUCGCACCUCUGACCCCCCAGUAUUCGCACGGCCUAGACGACUGGCUCCGUCCAGUCUGCAAGCGGCGAAGGCCGAAUUUGAGCACAUGCUGCAACUGGGCAUAAUUCGGCUGUCCGAGAGUCCAUGGGCGUCCCCUCUGCAUAUGGUGCCCAAGGCGACAUCAGACGACUGGCGGCCCUGUGGUGACUAUCGCGCCCUCAACAAUGCGACCAUCCCGGAUCGUUAUCCCGUCCCUCAUCUUCAAGAUUUGGUGGAGCUCUUUUCGGCAAAUCGGUUUUCUCGAAGAUUGACCUUGUUCGGGCCUUCCAUCAGAUUCCUGUCGCUCCUAAUGAUGUUCCCAAAACUGCCGUCACCACACCAUUUGGCUUGUUCGAAUUUAUUCGCAUACCAUUUGGUCUUCGCAAUGCUGCCCAAACAUUUCAGAGGUUCAUUGACCGAGUCCUACGUGGUCUCCCGUUUGUGUACGCCUACAUCGAUGACCUCUUGGUGGCCAGUCGAAAUGCCGAGGAACACAAAGAGCAUCUUACCUUAGUGUUUGACCGCCUCGAUCAGUUUGGCGUGGUCAUUAACCCUUCGAAGUGUGUUCUGGGUGUGCCGUCCCUUGAUUUCCCUGGUCACCAUGUCGAUGCACAAGGUUUGCGUCCCCUCUCUUCCAAGGUUGAGGCCAUUCGUGACUUUCCUCCACCAACCUCCAAGCGUCAGUUGCAACGUUUUCUUGGCAUGGUAAACUUUUAUCGCCGGUUCCUACCGAACUGUGCCGACCUUAUGCUUACACUCACCAACUUGCCCUCUGGUCCCAAGGGUCCCUUGAGUUACGUGGCCACGCGCUGACUGCUUUUGAGAGAAUAAAGACCUCCCUUGCUCACUCAUCCUGCUUCAGAAGCCCCAUUGUCCCUGAUGGUUGAUGCUUCGACCGUUGCCGUAGGAGCAGUCCUCCAGCAGCAUAUCAACGACUCGACACGACCGUUGACAUUCUUCUCCAAGAAGCUUUCACCUGCCAAUCUUCGUGGUCACUCGAUGAAGUUACGGACAACAAUGUCCAGGCUGAAUCUCCGUUCUGCAUUUUUCACGCAGAGGGUAGUGGAGAAAUGGAACGAUCUCCCUCAGUCAGUCGUGGAGGCUACAUCCCUGCAACUCUUCAAGAAACGCUUGGAUGAUUAUUUGUGUCCCCUGUUUUCCCUCGACAGUCUGAAUCUGAAUUAAUACACCUGGUCCAGACAAAUAUUUUAUCCGAGACAAUGCUACUCAAAUGAACCAAGUACUGUUUUAAUAGUGAACAUUUUUUGUUCGUGUACAGUUAUUCUAAAGAGCUGACAUGUAAUCAAUAGGGUUUUCAAAGGCUUUGCCUAUUAUCCUUACCAAAUAAACUAAAAAUAAACGUUUGGCCGUGAACUUCUUGCCAUUUACCUAGCCGUAAAACAGUUCCGACACUUCCUUGAGGGUCGUGACUUCACACUUUUCACAGACCACAAACCACUUACAUUUACCAUCCAAUCCCAUUCUGACAAAUAUAACCCGAGAAAGAUUUCUCACUUGGAUUACAUCUCGCAAUUCACCACCGACAUCCGCCACUUUGAUGGCCCGAAGAAUGCGGUGGCCGACAUGCUGUCCAGACCUUCCCUCUCGGAUUUUCACCUCCCACACGGGAUUGAUCUUGGUGCUAUGGCGGCUGAAUAACGACGUGUUGGAUGCCCUGGCGACGAGUCUGUUGACAAUCUUCAAUUAGUUGACGUCCCAUUGACCACCGGCACUGGCAUAAUCAUUUGUGACGUAUCGACUCCUUUUCAUCGUCCUUAUGUGCCUGCCUCGAUGCGUCGAGCUGUUUUCAAACUCUCCACGGACUCUCCCAUCCUGGGAUUCGAGCCUCACAGAAGCUCCUCGCGGAAAGGCUCGUAUGGCCUGGGUUGAACAAGGAUGUGAAAGCUUGGACACGAUCGUGCCUUUGCUGUGAACGUAACAAGGUUCAACGCCACAACAAGUCUCCAUCGGGCACGUUCACCAGCCCCGAUGCACGGUUCAACCAUGUGCAUCUAGAUGUCGUAGGUCCUUUACCUCCAUCCAAUGGCUAUACUCACCUUCUCACCUGCGUUGGUCGCUAUACCCGUUGGCCGGAAGCCAUUCCUUUACCGAAUGUGCAAGCUGAGACCAUUGUGAAAGCCUUCGUCAGUCGCUGGGUCGCCGUAUUCGGUGCGCCAUCCAUGUUUACGACUGAUCGAGGCGCGCAGUUUGAGUCCGCACUUUUCCAAACUCUCCUCAAAUUCCUUGGCUGCACACGUAUUCGGACGACGGCCUACCACCCAGCUGCCAACGGCAUGGUUGAGCGUUUCCACCGCCAGCUAAGAACUGCACUGCGUGCCGCAGAAGAUCCCGAAAACUGGUCAGACAAUGUACCCGUUGCACUUCUUGACAUUCGUGCGGCACUGAAGUCAGACUUGGACUGCAGCGCAGCCGAAUUGGCUUUCGGCUCUACCCUCCGACUCCCUGGUGAGAUGGUCACCCCAACCUCUCGUGGUGCCAAAUAA